Messenger RNA from Aspergillus bombycis, 1191 nucleotides. RefSeq names its product multidomain presynaptic cytomatrix related protein. Gene Ontology annotation, cellular component: phagophore assembly site. Lineage: Eukaryota; Fungi; Ascomycota; Eurotiomycetes; Eurotiales; Aspergillaceae. The transcript is spliced from 8 exons. Gene Ontology annotation, biological process: autophagosome assembly. The coding region runs from base 1 to 1191 and encodes 396 amino acids. The record is from RefSeq and is a predicted model, not a curated record.
AUGACGUCUCUUAAUCAGUCCGGGGAUACCAACUUUACAGUUUUCAUACGCCUCCCUUUUCCUCGGGGUGACUUUGUGGAUCCUCCACCUGCAAGUGCUGAGUGGAACGCAGCAAAAGACCAAGCUCUCUGGGACCUACUAUCGCGGCCCUCUAAGGGCGAUGAUAUAGAUUGGAAAGCAUUAGCCGAACGAUUCGAUGUAACUCUCCAGUUUCUCCUCCAGCAAGCAGCAUGGUUGUAUGAUCGCCAAUUAUCCCAAGUCCGCGCGCAGAUGCGCAAGGUGGGCACCACUCAGUCAAGUUCCCCGUCCCCUGUGCCUGGUUCGGUAUCCGGAAGCACAGCGCUCGGCGGCCAAUCAGCCAAAGGUGGCCCUGGUGCAGCCCCACGAGUUCAGAGUCGUCUAUCCUCACAACAAAAAGAUACUCUGCCUCAGCGAGGUCCGCCACCACGUCGCACAAGCUCGGCAACUACAAUAAACCAAAUCAAAACUUCGAGGGAAUCGCCCCGCACUGAAACCCCUGUGGAGUUCAAAGAUUCACGCUGGGAGAGCUUCAACCGGCGUUCAUCAGCAAGCAAGCGGGACCAGGCUCCAGUUCCAUCGGCACCCGUACACAAAUCGCCCACCCUUGAGGAAGAAGAUCUAAGUUCAAGCUCGUCCUCGUCCUCGUCAGACGAAGACGACGGGCUAGCCAGUAGACGAGGACUACGAUUUCGACGAUUCGGCAAAUUUUCUACGCAUCGACCUGGUCUUCGUGACGACGACGAAGAAGAUGAGGACGAUGCACCCGCGUUUCUUCCACUUUCCCGAGCCCAGCCUGGAGCUGCACGAGACCCAUCAGCGCAGGAUCUCAAUGAAACUCUCCGGUUGCAAGAUGAAGAUCAAACCGAGCCCGACGCCGUACGGGCUCCAGUGGCAAUCCAACGUCGGGGAGUCAAUAGUAUUCCAUCACCGUUGAGUCCACGACGGACGGCAGAACUGGCUCGCGCCAGUCCUCGGAGAAUGAACAAUUCCGGAAGGGAGAUGAGUGAUGGUACCCCGAGUAUGGAAAGUAGCUUCAGUGAACUAGAUGACACAAGUGUUACACAAUCGGCACUUGAGGAGGCUCUCCUGAGUAAUAUGCAACAUGGUGGCAUGGCGAGUCGCAUGAGUACGAUCAGUCAGGCAAUACGGAGUCGGUAUUUUGAGGGUUGA